Messenger RNA from Acipenser ruthenus (sterlet), 5193 nucleotides. RefSeq names its product protein kinase C iota type. Gene Ontology annotation, biological process: protein phosphorylation. The coding region runs from base 102 to 1874 and encodes 590 amino acids. NCBI's taxonomy places the organism in Eukaryota, Metazoa, Chordata, Actinopteri, Acipenseriformes, Acipenseridae. The transcript has 19 exons. Gene Ontology annotation, molecular function: ATP binding; diacylglycerol-dependent serine/threonine kinase activity; protein binding. The record is from RefSeq and is a predicted model, not a curated record.
GGGGGGGAUCUGUAAUAAUCCUAGUGAUGUAUCUUAACAUAUACGAUAUUUUAUUAGAUAGGAGUUUGUAAAAAGUAUAUACUAUAGGUGUAUUUGGGCUUAUGAUGCCGACACAGCGGGACAGUUGCAUGUCCCAGCCCGGAGAGAAUCCCCAUCAAGUCCGGGUAAAAGCUUACUACAAGGGGGACAUCAUGAUUACCAGCUUCGAGCCAUCCAUCUUGUAUGAAGGUCUUUUCAAUGAGGUGCGAGAGAUGUGCUCGUUUGAGGAUGACCAGCUCUUCACUAUGAAGUGGAUUGACGAAGAAGGUGACCCUUGUACUGUCUCUUCUCAGUUGGAGUUGGAAGAAGCUCUCCGGCUUUAUGAACUGAACAAAGAUUCAGAACUGAUUAUCCAUGUACUUCCGUGUGUGCCUGAAAAACCUGGAAUGCCCUGUCCUGGAGAAGACAAAUCCAUCUACCGCAGGGGGGCCCGUCGUUGGAGGAAGCUGUACUAUGCAAAGGGACACACCUUCCAGGCAAAGAGGUUUAACAGGCGGGCACACUGUGCCAUUUGUACAGACCGGAUCUGGGGACUGGGGCGCCAGGGAUACAAGUGCAUUAACUGCAAGCUCCUGGUCCACAAGAAGUGUCACAAACUGGUCACCAUAGAAUGUGGAAGACAUGUUAUACAGGAUCCUUCGGAGCCUAUGGGUUCAUCUUCAACACAUGCUGAUGAUUUACUACCAGUUAUUUCUUACAAAUCUUCAAGUCAUGAUGAAAAUUUGGACCAUGUCGGGGAAGAAAAGGAGGCUAUGAGCAGUAGAGAAAGGGGCAGAGCUCCUUCCAGUUUAGGACUGGCGGACUUUGAUUUAAUCCGUGUCAUUGGCAGAGGCAGCUAUGCCAAAGUGCUGCUGGUCCGUUUAAAGAAAACAGAACGCAUCUACGCCAUGAAAGUGGUGAAGAAGGAGCUUGUGAAUGACGACGAGGAUAUUGAUUGGGUGCAGACAGAGAAACACGUUUUCGAGCAAGCAUCAAACCACCCAUUCCUUGUGGGAUUGCAUUCCUGUUUCCAGACAGAGAGCAGAUUGUUUUUUGUCAUUGAAUAUGUCAAUGGUGGAGAUUUGAUGUUUCACAUGCAGCGGCAGAGAAAACUUCCAGAAGAGCACGCCAGGUUUUACUCUGCGGAAAUCAGCUUGGCAUUAAACUACCUUCAUGAACAUGGGAUCAUAUACAGAGAUCUGAAACUGGACAACGUCUUGCUUGAGUCAGAGGGACACAUUAAACUCACUGAUUACGGGAUGUGUAAGGAAGGCUUGCGUCCUGGGGACACCACCAGCACAUUCUGUGGUACUCCCAACUACAUCGCCCCGGAAAUCCUGCGAGGAGAAGAUUAUGGUUUCAGUGUAGAUUGGUGGGCGCUGGGAGUUUUGAUGUUUGAAAUGAUGGCAGGAAGGUCCCCCUUUGACAUAGUGGGAAGCUCUGACAACCCUGAUCAGAAUACAGAGGAUUAUCUAUUCCAAGUUAUUUUGGAAAAGCAAAUCCGUAUCCCACGUUCCCUGUCUGUCAAAGCUGCUAGUGUUCUAAAGGGUUUCCUUAACAAGGAACCCAAAGAACGUCUAGGUUGCCACCCUCAGACAGGUUUCGCUGACAUCACAGGACAUCCGUUCUUCAGAAAUGUUGACUGGGACCUUAUGGAGCAGAAACAAGUGGUUCCUCCCUUUAAACCCAACAUCUCUGGAGAGUUUGGACUGGAUAACUUCGAUGCUCAGUUUACCAAUGAACCUAUACAGCUCACUCCGGAUGAUAACGAUGUUGUCAAGAAGAUUGAUCAGUCCGAAUUCGAAGGCUUUGAAUACAUCAACCCUCUUUUGAUGUCUGCUGAAGAAUGCGUCUAAAUAGAUUAAAAAUGUUUCAUUUGACUCUCCUGCUAUUGCCUUUUAAAUGUCUGCAUGGUUAGAAAUCAUGUUAUCUGAAAGAUAUCCUUUUAACAUACUUAAGUUUGUCAUCAACUGCUAAUCAUGCUGAUCUCAUGCCAGUUAGAACCCGUAAUCCUGUGUAGCCUGUAACCAACUGUUACUGCAGAUUUCAUACUUUGAUGCAUACUUAAAUUAAUAUUUAGAUGGAAACCUAUAUACUUUGAUCUUCAAUACAAGUUUGACUGUAUUUACUGUCAUAAACCUAAGAUCUGUAAUGUAGAACUGGUAUAGUUUUUAUAUUACUGUAUGUAUUCAGGGUAGUAUUAGAAGGUUUCUCACGAAAAACUAAAAACCAAAUCAUGUAGAAAUAGCUUGAAUUUCAUUUUUAUGUACACCAGUCCAUAGGUUGUAAUUGGCAGCAAAACUUUUGAAAACUAAACCAUUUCUACUCUUAAAGGACAAAUAUACAAAACGAAACAUGAGCCCCUUGUGUGGUAAUGGCUGGGAAAAAAAGAGGAUACGGACUAUGAAAGAUUAAAGACUACUGGUUGUAGAGCUAACAAUGAGCAGUUAUCUUCAGAGUUCAGUUUUAGAAAAUUGUUGCAAAGGGACCUCUCCUUUAAAGUCACAGGCCAGUGGAUUUUUUUUUUUUUAUAUAUAUAUAUAUAUAUUUGUUAAACUGUGAAUGAUACCACUGAUCUUUGUUUUUAGAGCCCCCCCAAAAAAUAUUCAACUUCCACAGACUUUCUGAGUUGAACAGGACUAAAAACAUUUUCAGUUGUGAAAAAAAACAAAACAUAGAUUUGUAUAAACACUGGCAGCUGUACAAGCCUGCACUUCAUAGAGUAUUUCACUGCUAGUACUCAAAGUAGACGUUUUUACAGUCUAAAGGAACACUUUUUCGUAGUCAUAGUUUGUUUUUGUUUUUUGUUUGUUUUUUUUAAUGCUUUCCAAAGCCUUUUGGAAUCUUUUUUGACAGCAUUUGAAAGAAAGAUUGGCAGUUUUAAAACCUGUAUACAGUAAGAGUAUUUUGAAAGAUAGUUCAUUGUAUAGUGCAAGGCACCUGUGUUUGAGCUGCUGAAAAUACUUUUUAAAUCAAACGUUUCACCCAGAUUCUCUCCAGAACCCUACUUGCUUUAUUCUUUUCAUUCAAAUUCCAUCUCUUAUUUUAUCAACCUCAGUAUUUAAUGGAAAAGGGUGAUAACUAAAUGCCUUAGCACUGAGAGCCUAUAAGAAAGGGUAUCACACUUGUAUAAUAUUUAUCUGUCGAAGUCUAGUGUAAUAGAUCACCUUAGUGUUUGUGCAUUUUUAGGAAUUUAUAAUGUAUUGUCAUACUAAAAAGUCUGCAAAUCGAAAUGUCCUUAACAGUUAUCCCAUUUGCAUUUUUUUUAUAUACCAGUACCAGCCCAGUUCAGGGGUAGUAACACAAGGAAAAUUAACUUGCAGACACUGUAAUGCAAUGCAUGCAUUAAAACCUAGAAGUAUUGUCUUUUGUGCAUAUCUGGCUUUUUGGGUAUUCCCCAGCUGCUCUUGAUUUCUUGGUAUUUAAACAAGGAGGGUAUCAAAAGGAAGGUGUGACUGUUAGAAACCAACUGGCUUGGCUGUAAAGAAUCUGAGAGGAGCUGUAUAUUUACAACCCUCUAAUGAGCAUUGAUCUAAAUAUAAUUUAAAUGAUGGCAUAGCAUGCAACUUUAGUGUGAUUGAGGUGGAAACCUGUUUUAGCUUUUCUAUAGAUGAAGGGUAACUAAAGCUGUAGCUCCUUGGGCAUCAACAAAGGGAAAUCUACACAGACCAAAUACAAGUUGUGAGUUUGUCCAAUGCAUGUCAUCUGCAGUCCUGGAGUGAAAAAUGCAUGCGAAACCUGCAAACAAAUGUAUAUUGGAACAUUACUAAGGGGUUGAUUUGAUCAACGUGUACCCCGCUGGGAUAAGUCACAGUUCGAUGGAAGUUGCCCUUGAUUGUAUUAACCAUCUUUCCAUGGUGACUCUAAGAUAAGUGGUUCAUGCAAUGGUAGAUUCCCUGGUGCUGUAAAAUUCUUUGAAAAAAACAAAAACUGUGGCUUAUCCCACUUCAUCUCUGCUGGUGUGUUGUAUCAUAUUGCAAUAAAAAAUAAAACUAUAUGACAUGGAUGUAAAAUUACUGGGUCAUUGUAUAUGAAGCCAAGUAAAUUGGGUAGCCUUGUGUAGAGACUGGUAGUUGUUUCAGUGGAGACUCCUGUAGAUUCGCUCACUGCAUGCACUUGAGGGAGUGGUUGCAGAACCCUAAGGUAGAGGCCAUUUAAUAACCAAUGCCUUAAACACCUACUGACAGAUGUUGGCUAAUGUACUACUGUUUUUUGUUUUGUUUUGUUUUUUUAAUUAUCCCUGUUAACAGUGAAUAGGGCCUGUGAAAUACAAGAGAAGGUGUUUAGUUACAACAUGCAUAGGACAGGUCAUUGAGAUGGUUCUCUUAGUGAGCAAUUGUUACGGGCUAUAUUUUUCAUUAACGUCUCUUUAAAAACUGUUAAGUGGUGUUAAAAAAUGCUGAUCUUUUUUUCUUUUGACUGCCAUUAAUUUAGAUGUUAUUUUUAUGUUAUUUUACAAACAAAAAUCGUAUAGGGACACAAUGAACAAAAUAUAUCAAUUUUAAUGUGUUAUUUACUUAUGUUUUGGGUUUUUUUUUUGUACCUUUUACACUUUUUUUUUUUCCUAAAAUGCUUUUCAAACACUACUUAUUUUUUUACAUGCUGUUACAAAUGCCAUAACACUAUCUCGUUUAAUUUACUCAAUUUGCUUUCAUUGUAAUUUUGUUUUGUUCACGGGUAAAGUGUCUACAUUAUAAAGUACUGCAGUCAGGUACCCAGGUUAUCAGGAAACAGACCAGCAUGCAAAGCACAUCUCUUUUAUAUUGAAUCAUUAUAACAUGCAUGGAAAUCUCAAUGCUACUUUUAGAAUAUUUUUUUUAAAGAUUCAAGCGUUGGCACGUGUAGUAUGGUGGGGGUUGAGGCAUAGUUGACUGUGAAUAUAUUAAAUUGAUUGACAAAAAAGCACAAUAUACUCUGUAUUGCUUCAAAAAGAACUAUUGGUUUUAUAAAUCAAACUUGCAUCUUGUAAAAUGACAAGUCUGUUAUAUUUGCUUUGCGGCAGCUGAAUAUCUGUGGCAGCCUGACUAUUUCCACAAUGACUGUUCAGAUAAUAUAAAUAUGGUUAUGUUAUUAAUGAUAAAUUAAUACAGCAUUAAUAUGUGUUUGUUUAAAAAUAGACUGGAAAUGGUGCUGUACAAUAUCAUAAAUGCCAAAUACACUUUUUCUUUUAAAGAA